Arachis ipaensis is the source of this 971-nucleotide messenger RNA. RefSeq names its product ubiquitin-conjugating enzyme E2 2. The record is from RefSeq and is a predicted model, not a curated record. Lineage: Eukaryota; Viridiplantae; Streptophyta; Magnoliopsida; Fabales; Fabaceae.
AGAAAUUAAAGCGAGUGGAGGAAUAGGAUGAUGAUUUGACCCCAAACCCAAUAAACGAGCACAAAUGAAUGAAAACGAGAAAAGAAUAAGAAUAAGAAUAGCUCCUCUUUCUUUCUCUCUGCCCCUGGCCGCCACUCCUUUAGAUCAAUCGCCGCUGCCAUAAAGCUCCCGUCUCUCUCGUUUCCACCUUCUCAAUCCUUUCUACUUCCUUUCCGGUGGUAGAAAUGUCGACUCCUGCGAGGAAGAGGCUGAUGAGAGAUUUUAAGAGGUUGCAACAGGAUCCUCCUGCAGGAAUCAGUGGUGCCCCUCAGGACAACAAUAUUAUGUUAUGGAAUGCUGUAAUAUUUGGUCCAGAUGAUACUCCAUGGGAUGGAGGCACGUUUAAAUUGACACUCCAAUUUACGGAGGAUUAUCCAAACAAGCCACCAACCGUACGAUUUGUAUCUCGAAUGUUUCAUCCAAAUAUUUAUGCAGAUGGGAGUAUUUGUUUGGAUAUAUUGCAAAACCAAUGGAGUCCUAUAUAUGAUGUAGCUGCUAUACUCACUUCUAUCCAGUCAUUGCUUUGCGAUCCCAACCCAAAUUCGCCUGCAAACUCUGAAGCAGCUCGGAUGUUUAGUGAGAACAAGCGUGAGUACAAUCGAAGAGUGAGGGAAAUAGUGGAGCAGAGCUGGACAGCCGACUAAGCCCAUCCUACUCCUGUGAUUCUCCAAUGGCAUGAAUUAGGUUGCAUUGCUAUCUACAAGACUCAUUGUGCAAACUUUACAAAUUCCAAGUCUUAUUCCUUGCUGUUUUGAAUGCUAGCUCCAUCUUUAAUUGAUUGUAGUUUUUGCAUUGUGCAUGUCAGUUAUUGUAAUAUAAGAAAUACUGUGUCAAUUUGCAUUUGAUUGUUGGCAAGAAAAUGUGUAAGUUGUAGUUUCUGAAAUGGUUAUGACCUAUGAUAAUAAGGAUUUAUAUUAUGUUCGCCUUCUCAA